Molecule: messenger RNA, 885 nt
Organism: Batrachochytrium dendrobatidis JAM81
Lineage: Eukaryota; Fungi; Chytridiomycota; Chytridiomycetes; Rhizophydiales
Exons: 2
Coding region: 1-885 (294 amino acids)
Biological process (GO): chromosome segregation; mitotic cell cycle; regulation of microtubule polymerization or depolymerization
Cellular component (GO): mitotic spindle; spindle microtubule; outer kinetochore
Molecular function (GO): microtubule binding
Source: RefSeq, a predicted model, not a curated record
AUGCUCACUCAGUGCUCAUUUCCUGACACUUUGACCGACAAGCCCAGUGACAGUAUAAAUAAUACACUGGAUACCCUCAUCACAUCAACCUUUUCGGACAGAAUCCAACUCCUGCGUGAACUCGUUUCUGUUCAUGCUGCAGCAACGUCAUCCCAGCCCACUGCCUUAUCUCAUAUCCUUUCUGACCUCUCACAUCAAAUAUCCACUCUUGAAUCUCAAGCAGCAGAUCUUCAACAAGCUCUUGAUACAGAAACUACCCUAUUAGGUCAUGGCAGAUCCAAUAUCCUACCAAAAUUGAAGCAGCAAGAGUCUGUGCUCAUUCAAAUGCUGGACAAGGUAAACGCUGGGGGUACACAUGCCACUUCUACUGAGCAUACUGCAGAUGUGUCUGAUACCUUGACAUUCAUGAAAGUGGCAUCUGCAAGCGACACGAAUGGAGAGCCAGAUGCAGAUCCAACAAGCCAUGCCCCCAAAAAAGAAAAACCGUCUGCUAAACCUUGUAGAUCCAUCCGACUACUCACCGACGAUGAAUACAAUCACAUUCCUCAAUAUAUUGUGGGUCGGAUUACAUUAGAAAAAAUCAAUCAGGCCAUCACUGAUCUCAAUCUUCUUAUAAGUGACAAGUACAAGAUUUUUAAACUGCCUCAGCAGAAAAUGUCUAAAUUGCAGCGAUCCAUCUAUUGGGAACACAAGCAGCUCGCGACUGCCGAGACAAAGUCUCGUGUGUUUGUUACAGAAAAGGAUUUGAAGGAUAAAAGUGGAGGGUGGACGGAGAGCGGAUUCAAGUUUGAUGCUGUGGGCAGAAACGUUGUUGCUAUUCUGAGACAUUUGGGGAGAAUCAAGGAAGUGCGAGGUGGUGGUCAUACACGAAUCGUGUUGCAAUAA